AGGAGGGGGAACCGCGAGGAGGCCCCGCCCCCGCCUCGCGGAGCCGGCUCUCCGCCGCCUCCGAACCCGCUCACUUUGCCUCGCCUCUGGACGGCGGCGGGGCGGUUGCCGGAACCGCGGCCAGAGGGAGCGCCGGGGACCGUAAGCCAUCCCGCACCGGUGCCUCCGCCCGCCGCCCGCGCCCCUCACGGGGGGCACAGCGCCGCCGCUUUGAAAGGACACCCUGGCCUCGCAGGGGGGCACCCCCCCCCCCCCCCAGGCGCUGACAGUCUCAUUCCCAGCCAACGGGGCGCAGCGCUGACGCCUGAGGGGACUCCCCGGCCACCUGCAGGUACCGCCGCGCCGAGGGAGCGUCGCUAGCAGCAACGCCUGGCCGCGGAGGAGGCUAGAGCCGAGGGGUCUCCGGGUCGGCGAAGGACAGGAGCGGAGCCCGCAGCGAGAGCCGGCCGGCCAGCCCGCGGGCCCCGACGGCGCGCUCCCCCGUCGGCCAACGGCAGGCAGGCCCCGCGCGGCGACCGGGGGGGGGGGGGGGGCGGCGGCGGCCUCGGGCCUCGGGGCCUCGGGGCGGCCAGCCAUGACCUUCGGGCGCAGCGGGGCGGCCUCGGUGGUGCUGAACGUGGGCGGCGCCCGGUACUCGCUGUCCCGGGAGCUGCUGAAGGACUUCCCGCUGCGCCGCGUGAGCCGGCUGCACGGCUGCCGCUCUGAGCGCGACGUGCUGGAGGUGUGCGACGACUACGACCGCGAACGCAACGAGUACUUCUUCGACCGGCACUCGGAGGCCUUCGGCUUCAUCCUGCUCUACGUGCGCGGCCACGGAAAGCUGCGCUUCGCGCCGCGGAUGUGCGAGCUCUCAUUUUACAACGAGAUGAUCUACUGGGGCCUGGAAGGCGCGCACCUAGAGUACUGCUGCCAGCGCCGCCUCGACGACCGCAUGUCCGACACCUACACCUUCUACUCGGCCGACGAGCCCGGCGCCCUGGGCCGCGACGAGGUGCGACCGGGCGGUGCCGAGGCGGCCCCCUCCAGGCGCUGGCUCGAGCGCAUGCGGCGGACCUUCGAGGAGCCCACGUCGUCUCUGGCCGCGCAGAUCCUGGCCAGCGUGUCGGUAGUGUUCGUGAUCGUGUCCAUGGUGGUGCUGUGCGCCAGCACACUGCCCGACUGGCGCGCCGCGGCGGCCGAUAACCGCAGCCUGGAUGACCGGAGCAGGUACUCCGCCGGCCCUGGGAGGGAGCCCUCCGGGAUAAUUGAAGCUAUCUGCAUAGGUUGGUUCACUGCAGAGUGCAUCGUGAGGUUCAUCGUCUCCAAAAACAAGUGUGAGUUUGUCAAGAGACCCCUGAACAUCAUUGAUUUACUGGCAAUCACUCCGUAUUACAUCUCCGUGUUAAUGACAGUAUUUACGGGCGAGAACUCUCAACUCCAGAGGGCUGGAGUCACCUUGAGGGUGCUUAGAAUGAUGAGGAUUUUUUGGGUGAUUAAGCUUGCCCGUCACUUCAUUGGUCUCCAGACACUUGGUUUGACUCUCAAACGAUGUUAUCGAGAGAUGGUUAUGUUACUUGUCUUCAUUUGUGUUGCCAUGGCAAUCUUUAGUGCACUUUCUCAGCUUCUUGAACAUGGGUUGGACCUGGAAACAUCCAACAAGGACUUCGCCAGCAUCCCUGCUGCCUGCUGGUGGGUGAUUAUCUCUAUGACUACAGUUGGCUAUGGAGAUAUGUAUCCUAUCACCAUGCCCGGAAGAAUUCUUGGAGGAGUUUGUGUUGUCAGUGGGAUUGUUCUCUUGGCAUUACCUAUCACUUUUAUCUACCAUAGCUUCGUGCAGUGUUACCAUGAGCUCAAGUUUAGAUCAGCUAGAUAUAGUAGAAGCCUCUCUGCUGAGUUCCUAAAUUAAUGCAUUGCAAAUCAAUUCUUGCAUCCACUUCGUUUGAUAGAAAGAGUUGACUCUCCUUCCUAGUCAUCAUGUGCUUCUUGCUGGGUGAGUGCUGCAGUGGUACUACCAUCAUGUUGGUAGGGUGAAAAUUACCCUUCCCAGCUGAAGGGGUGAAAAAAUGUACUUAUAAUGGAGUAAGCAGGAUUGAGACCGUGAAGGGAAAACAAUGACUCCUAGAAUAAAUUUUAGGACCUUAUUUUAUUUAUGCCUGUCUUCUUCUUGCCUUGAACAAUUACACUUUUCGUGUUUGUUUUAAAGUAUAGUAUGUGAACGUUUUAAAGCCAAAAGGUACCAUUUUCCAAAUGUUUUCCCAUCUUAUGAAAUUCAGAAGAAGCUUGGAAGUUACAGUGUUUUUUUUUUUGUUGGAGAGUAACAUUUUUAUUUCUAAAUGUUUUAUAAUCUCUCAUAUCAAUGUCAGAAGUAUCCUGGAAACAUAUGUCACAUGCAGGAACUGUUUAACAAAUACUUUAAAAAUUUGGCCAAAUUUUAAACUGUAUAAUGGAGCUAGAUAUGAGCAAGGAUAGUAUUUGAAAAACUUUCCUAGCAUAUUUCUCAAUUCCCUGAUUUAUUUUUGUUUCUAUUGUUCACCUUAUCAUACAGCUUUACGGAAGCUUGAACAUGUUUUCUUUUUUCCGUUUUGGAUUUCUUUUAUCUUUUUACUGAAGUGACUCAACAGAGUAUUUCAGAAUGAGGGGAGCUUGUAUUGUUUUAGCAUUUUAUUGGAGUUCAUUUUACUUGAAUUCAUUCACUGCUGUGACUAGGUGAUAAUUGUCCUAACAUUCAGAUGUCCAAACAAGAAUAUUUCCAACAUAGGAAUGAUAAUAGAAAUAGUUUGAUAUUACAACCCAUAUUUAUCUACUUCUGCUCUUAAUUUUUUUCCGUGGGUUUAAUAAGACUUAGCAGAUGAAAGGAUGUUUAUGUAGCCUUUUUAUACCAAAGUCAUAUUUAGAUGUUGUCACGGGAUUAUCAUAAAAAGAGAAAUUAAAUAUUUCCUUACUCUUGGUUGCUAUGUAGCUAAGCCAGUUUUAAGCCAGCUAAAAGCAGUGAAUACAUAAUUGUUUGAUCUGAGCUUCACCAUGUUGAAUUGCAGCUACACCAAAACUUCUUGUAACAAUAUUGAACAAUAUGCCACAUUAAUCUGGGUAGAUUAUUAGGAUUAGAUAAUAUAAAACUGUUGACUGUUUAGUGCUAAAAUUUAGCAAUAUGAAUUAAGAUUUUGCUUUGUUAACCAGUUGCCAUAAAGAAGUUAAUAUAUAAACACAAAAAAUUAAAGUCAUAGAUUCACAAAUAAUUUAAUGUUAUAUACUGCAAUUUAGUGGGAGUGGAGAGGGUGGGUGGAGAGGAGAUGGGGCCUGGAUAUAUUUAUUACAGAACAGAAGUGUUCAUUAAAAGAAUAUUAGCUAUCAUCUAGUUCAAACGUCAACUAGCACAAGCAGACAACCAGGGCAAGAGAGGAUAUGACUGUGGAGGAAUUAGGGCCAAAACCUGGAUGUCUAAAAACCUACUUAGCCCAGCAGCUUAUUCUUAACACAUGUUUAGGGUUUGAGAAAAGCCUCAAGAAGCCACACUUCUUUGCCAUUGCCAUUGCUGGGGUAAUAAUAGCAAAACCAUUCCUUUUCCCUAAUUUCUGAGUUUAUGUGACAUUUUGGCCAUGAAAAGAAUCUCACCCCAUCUUUUUUACUAUUGCACACUGGUAUUGGUAUGCUGCUUAUUAUAUACUCAAAAUAAAUUCUGUUAUUUAUUGUCUACUUAUUGUAUUUUAAUAUAUUUGAAAUAAAUGGCAUGGAUUUAUUUUUUCUUACCUAUUUUGAUUAGGGCCUUGUGGUUCAUGCGAAUAAUAUGCAGAUGAAAGCAUCCCCAUAUUACUAAUAAAAACAUGGCAGCCAUCCAUUUUGCUGGCACUGAGAAGCCUUCAUGGAAGUAUGUCUUAUGUCCCCAAAUAAAUUAUAAUUAUCUUGAGGGCUGGGGCCCUCUUUCCGGCACACACCUUCAUAGCCCCACAGCGUCUGUGACAGGUUUGGGCACAUGCUAUCGUUGACUGAUUUGGGGGGAGAGAUUUCUGUGUGAAGAGGCAAGGAGAAGCCCACACCCACAAGUGCACAUGUAGAGCCGCAUGUGUGAACACACACACACACACAGACUUUGAGGCUGCCCUUAAGGAACAAGAAAUCUCCUGUUGGUGGUGACAGACCAAGGACGUCUAAUGACUAAUCCAGCUACCCAUUUACUAAGAAUGAUGAUAAGAAAUUAUAGAAUACUUCAUGAGUUAAGAGACUGUAUCAUGGACAUUGUAAUUUUUGAGGAACAGAGGCGUUUUUCUUGAAACUUUUCCCUGAAUGUUACUGCUUUUAAAAAAGCCAUUCAGUAGGGCGAUUUUUCAGUUGUGCAUUUGGACGUUUCUCAUAACUCCAUCGUCACAGCACAGAUACUUUCAUUAGGAUCUGUGUUAAUACCAGUAAGUCAGAUGUUAUCCUAAAUUAUUAGAAUGCUCAGUGAGGAAAGAGGAAACCCGAAUGUUGGUUCUGGUUUUACCAAAUGUGAGAUUGUAACUUAACCUUAGGUAUAUCUUGUUUUGUAUCCUCUAAGAUGGUGGGGUUUUUUCCAGAUUAAAGAUACAAAUUACAGAAUGCCUUUAAAAGCCAACAUACUCUUAACAAUGCAAGGCCUUAUUUAUCUUUUUCUUUUAUGGCUCUUUUGUACUGUGGGUUGCUGGUUGAAACUGGCAUUUGCAUUUGCUUGGCUCUUGGUUUUCGCAGUUACUUGUCACCACACAUUUGUAAGUUCUUCCUUUCUUAAAAAAUGUAGAAAUACGCUCUUUCACAGUGGCUGUCAGUAAGUCAAAGUAGUAUUCUGUUUUUAAGUUUUGGUCCAGAUGUCUUCCUUAGGUCUCCUGUGACCUGGGAGGUGGGGAAGAUGGGGUUACAUUGGAUAUUGGUGUUGGAAGGAUUUCCUUUGUUGGCUUGAUAUUUUCUAAAAGCAGCUUAUUUUUCCUCUUUGUUAUAGAAAUGAAAAAUAAAAAACUGAAACCUCCUA
Messenger RNA from Neofelis nebulosa (Clouded leopard), 4957 nucleotides. RefSeq names its product potassium voltage-gated channel modifier subfamily G member 3 (gene KCNG3). Gene Ontology annotation, biological process: protein homooligomerization; potassium ion transmembrane transport. The transcript is spliced from 2 exons. Gene Ontology annotation, cellular component: voltage-gated potassium channel complex; membrane. Lineage: Eukaryota; Metazoa; Chordata; Mammalia; Carnivora; Felidae. Gene Ontology annotation, molecular function: delayed rectifier potassium channel activity; protein binding. The record is from RefSeq and is a predicted model, not a curated record. Bases 575 to 1885 code for a protein of 436 amino acids.